GUGGCUAAUCUCCAUCCGCCCGACCGGACGGUGUGUAUCUAAUCGCUCCCAUCCCUCCAGGGAGACGGUUGGCGGUGGGAGGAGCUCGCGGAGGAGCACGAGACUCCGACCGGCUGUCACGCGGGCGGUUCUCGUCCAGCGCUCGUGCUCGAGUGGCCAGCGGUUGUGGUCCGUGUGCUGAAAAAAAAAAAAAAAAACCCCCACAGAGCAUCACUUUACAGCGACGGAUGCAUCGACUCUCCUGACCGCCGAUAGGUUGAAGAAAACAGUUAUAGUAUGAAUCAGAGCCAAAAACCAGACCAAAGUGAGGAGCAGGAGGAGGUGACUGGACUGGUAUGUCAGGAGGAUGACCUGAAAGAUGGACAGAUGAAGGAAGUAACUAUAGGGGAGCAGAAGGUGUUGCUAGUCCGUACCCACGGUCAGUACAGUGCUGUUGGAAGCCAGUGCUCUCAUUACAAUGCUCCUCUCGUCAAAGGAGUACUGGUGGGUGACAGAGUCCGAUGUCCCUUCCACGGUGCUUGCUUUAAUGUCAGAACUGGAGAUCUUGAAGAGUAUCCGGGUCUAGACUGUUUGCCCAGCUAUAAGGUCAAGGUUGAGGAUGGCAACGUGUACAUUUCCAUCAACAAAAAAUCUCUUAAGCUGACCAAGCGAGUGAAGGAGAUGUGCAGCUUGGUACCAGACAUCAAACAUACUAUUCUGCUCAUAGGAGGGGGCCCUGCCUCCCUGGUUUGUGCUGAGACGCUGAGACAGAACUGCUACCAAGGUCGAAUCAUCAUGUUCACCAAAGACACCCUCCCUCCGUUCGACAAACCCAAACUGAGUAAGGCUAUGAAUGUGGAAAGCAGCAGCAUCCUCCUCCGGCCAAGUGACUUUUAUCAACAAUAUGGAAUAGAGGUGUGGACACAGAAGGAGGUGGUGUCGGUAAACCCAGCUGAUAAGACGGUGAAGUUGAGUGACGGCAUUUUGCAGCACUACGACCAGCUCCUGAUCUCAACUGGCUGUAGAGCGCAGCCGCUCAGGUGUCCUGGUUGUGACCUGCAGGGAGUAAAGUUACUCCAGAAUUAUGAAGAUGCCAAAGAUAUUUACAACUCCUGUCUUGGCCAGAAAACUGUCGUCAUCGGAGCUUCCUUCAUAGGCAUGGAGGUGGCGUCCUUCUUAUCAGACAAAGCUGCCAGUGUGGCCGUGGUUAGCACGACCCGAUACCCGUAUGAGCGGUCUCUGGGCCCGGAGAUUGGCAAAAUGACGAUGCAAAUGCUGGAGGAACAAAAUGUGAAGUUUUACAUGAAUGACAAAGUCCGUGAGAUCAAAGGGGAGAACGGCAAGGUGAAGGAGGUAGUGCUAAACAGUGGCACAGUCCUGGAGGCUGAUGUGGUGAUCGCUGGCAUUGGUGUAAUCCCCAAUUCAGACUUCUUGGCAGGAAGCGAGGUGGAGGUGGAUUCAAGGAAAGCUGUGAUUGUUGACAAGUUCAUGCGGACCAAUAUAACAGAUAUUUUUAGCGCUGGAGACGUUACCUCCUUCCCUCUGGCCAUCCGUGGAGACCAAAGGGUCAGCAUUGGUCACUGGCAAAUGUCACAAGCUCAUGGAAGAGUAGCUGCCCUGAACAUGCUGAAGAAACCGACCCAAAUUGAGUCUGUUCCUUUCUUCUGGACAGUGUUGCUUGGGAAGAGUAUCAGAUACACAGGCUAUGGCGAAGGAUACACAGAAAUUAUAUUCAAAGGCAAAGUGGAAGAGAGGAAAUUCCUGGCAUUUUACAUAAAGGAUGAGGUGGUGGUAGCUGCGGCGAGCCUGAUGUUCGAUCCUGCUGUGUCACGUCUCGCAGAGCUGAUGGCCACUGGCCAGAUUUUAAAAAAGGCCCAGGCUCAAGAUGAUGACUUGAGCUGGAUGCAGAUGUGACCAGAGGCCUGCUGUAUCCAGGACUAACACCGCUCAUUGACGACGGAUGUCGCCUCUCUCGUCCGUGUUCCUCUCAAUCAAAUAGUGCCAAACUUGAUUGCUCCAUUUACUGCCUCAGGCCUGCUGGCCGCCAAUCGGAUCACCGCUCUUACACGGAGCACUGUUACCAUAGCAGCAAGCACAGCUUUAUUGAAUUUGCACUUUGUGCACCCAGUGAAAAAUCAGUUUAAGCGUAAUGAGCAUAGCCUGGACAAGACCAAACUGACUCGCAGCAGUUUCGCCUGCAUUUAUUCCAAGUUUUGACGACAGCUACAGUAAAAGUGUGAUGUGUAAACCAACAAAUUUUUUGAUUGCUAUUAGCUAUACAACAUAAUAUUCAAAUGUUUUGGUGAACUUCAAAUUUUACGAUCCCAGCUAUAAUAGUACUUUGUUACUUUAUUAUUACUAUCCUACAGUAGUUUUAUCCACUUAAAAUACACACUCCACUCGACCUGUCUGAAGAGUUAAUAUAUUUAGGACUAACUUUUUGAAAAUUGACGAUUAACAGUUCAUUCACUUUUUUACUUCUAUGUUUCAUGUGUACUGUAAUGACUUAAUCCAUUAUACUGCAAGUGCUUACAGCAGAGAUGUAGUUUAUUGUUCAGAACAUAGAAUCUGGAUGCUUUGUGAUACAUUAUUAAGGCUCAGGUAUUAAAUUAUUUGUUGAGUUAGGAGCUUUAACAGCGCUGAUUAUUCAUAUCUCAUUAUAUUUACUGUUGUCAGCCUGUGGGUGCAAUAUGAGGAUGUGUUCUCUGGAUUUUUUUUUUCCUGUAGUUGUUUGUGUUACACUCACUACAGUAAAUCAUUGAUCAUGUGUACAUAACCUUUUCUGCUUUAUUUGUUUUAGGUUUUGACAGUCAGACAGUUGCUUUUGCAUCUCGAAUGGUUAUUGAAAAACACAAUGUAAUCGUCAUCAUGUGUGGUCAAACCCUUUUUAUCAAACACACUAGGGAGGGAUUAUGUGUUACGAUUUUUAAUUCCACUUCUGUUAUUAUUUGCAGCUCUGAAUCUGUUCAACUUGUCCCCUUUUCUGUCAUACUGUGCUUUUUGUGCGCUUGUGAGAGUUUAACAUCUCAUAAACCAUCCGCUGCCUGUGUGUGUCCUCGGUCUUCAGAACAAUUUCUUCUGUAUUCAGCGACCUCCUUUAUUUGCUUGUUUUGGAGCAUUUUUUGACAGAGGAUCCCAGUUUGUCAGCCAGCAGGAAUGGGUUGAGGCUGCAGUACUGAGGAAAAAAAUAAAGAAUAUCAAUGGUCA
Xiphias gladius (swordfish) is the source of this 3186-nucleotide messenger RNA. RefSeq names its product apoptosis inducing factor mitochondria associated 4 (gene aifm4). The record is from RefSeq and is a predicted model, not a curated record. Gene Ontology annotation, molecular function: oxidoreductase activity, acting on NAD(P)H; flavin adenine dinucleotide binding; 2 iron, 2 sulfur cluster binding. The transcript has 19 exons. Bases 277 to 1893 code for a protein of 538 amino acids. Gene Ontology annotation, cellular component: cytoplasm. Lineage: Eukaryota; Metazoa; Chordata; Actinopteri; Istiophoriformes; Xiphiidae.